CACUAGGUCUUACCUUUGGCAUUCCUAUCAGAGCCUGAACCACAGACAGUACCUUAGACUCUAAGCUCGGGCACCUUGUGCCUUGUUUUUGUGGCUGAGGAUUCUUAGAGUUGUGGGAUGCUGAUAAAGUUUAUCCCAAAAGCUCCGAUUCCACUUCCUCCACAAGCUUCAGCAUGGCCGUAUCUCCCACCACUUGUUCUGGUCCAAGGGCAGAAACGAGCAUCCUAGAAACCAAUCAGUACUUGCGCUCUGAACUGGAAAAAUGCAAACAGAACUUCCGAGACCUCACAGAGAAAUUCCUGACAUCCAAAGCUACUGCCUACUCCCUGGCCAAUCACCUGCAGAAAUACAACUGUGAAGAAUGCAAAGACCUUAUAAAAUCUGUGCUGGAGGAGGAGCUGCAGUUUCAGGAGAGGGAGCUGGCCGAAUUGCCGAGGCCAGCUGCAAGGCUCCGGAUACAUGAUCCCUUAAUUCAGGCUCAGGCUAAAGAACUGACCCACUUACGACAGAAGAUACAGGAAGGGAGAGGUGUCUGCUACCUUUUCACCCAGCAUGUGAAGAACACAGUCAAGUCUUUUGGGGGCCUUCUUAGGAACACCGGCAUUGCCUACUACCAGAGACAGAGAUUCUGUGAGCAAAUGGUACAAGGAAGUCAGCUGACAGAGAUCCUUGUCAGAAAACUGGCCACAGAAAAUCACAAUGGUAAGAAAAAUGAAGACAGGCAAAAGCUACUGGCUCCCAGGCUCAGGAGGGAGGCCCAGGAGGAAGAAAUGGAUGAAGUCCUGGAGGACUCACUAGAUGAACAGUAUUUGACUCAUUCCAGCCGCCAUGACUCCCACCAGCUUCCCAGCAGCAAUGCCUUCCUCUCUGAAGCACAGGAAAACCCCUCUUCUCUGGAUUUAGCCAAAGAUGAGAUCCAGAGCCAGCGGCAGCACCUGAAGGAAACCCUUUUCAUCAACAACUGCCUGCGAGAAAAGCUGGAACGUUAUCUCAGCAGCUUUGAUGAAGAAAAUGGAUGCAACUCUAACCUCUACAGGCAGAUCAUAGAUUCCGUUGUCCAGCUGUAUAAUGAAAAUAGAGUUCUCAGAGAAGAAUACCGGAGACUCCCCCGGCUUGCCUGAAUCAAAUUUCCAGAGGUAACAACUAAUGUUGGAACUAUGAAAAGCUCUUCUCUACUUUUAACAAAGCUUAGUCAAAAACAGUUCCCUAGAUGAUGAGAAAAACUGAAAGAACAGAACAAUUGAAAGUCCAAAUCUGAAAGCUCCAUCUCUGAGAACCAAAUUUUACAGCCACUCCAGAUUUGUACUCCAAAUGGAUAGUUUGAUUGUAGAAAUCACAUCCCUUCAGCCUGCAAAUGUGAUAACUGCCCAGGAGACAGUGAUACCUAGAUUCAUAGAUAAUCCCCUUUCCCCCAACCUAUAUGUAACUGGAGUCAACAGCAGCUGGAGGAAAAUGGCAAGGACUUGGAAUCAGAUUUAGAAUAACACUGCUGUAGACUGUUUAUCAACUCUUCAGCGUAUGUCCGUUUUCCUUGAAGGAUGAGCGUUUAGAAACCUCUGACAGUAAAGUUUAUUUUACACACA
Molecule: messenger RNA, 1583 nt
Organism: Macaca mulatta (Rhesus monkey)
Lineage: Eukaryota; Metazoa; Chordata; Mammalia; Primates; Cercopithecidae
Source: RefSeq, a predicted model, not a curated record